UUAUUCUUGUUUUGAGUUUGCUAGUAUGAUGGACGUCGAGCCAUCAUCAUCAUCGUCGUCCUCAGCGAUGCAGUCGUCGUCCGACUACAGCAGUGCCGCGAUCGCAGGCGCAGCAGAGCUCUUCAUUGCUGCCAACGGCCGCCACAUUGUGUGCCCAGGCGACACCAUCACGACCGAAACCAGCUUCAUGCGUGGCCACGGAACGUACUUCCAGCAGCAGAGCAAGGACGAGAACGAGCAGCCUGCACAGCUCACUGCGGCGUACGCGGGCAUUGUCGAGCGUGUCAACAAGCUGCUCGUCGUCCGGCCAUUGCGCACGCGGUACAGCGGCGAGGUCGGCGAUGUUGUUGUCGGCAGGGUCACUGGGCUUGGUGGCAAGCGGUGGAAGUUGGACAUUAAUGCGCGCCUCGAUGGCAUCUUGCUCCUGUCGUCGGUCAACUUGCCAGGAGGUGUUUUGAGGAGACGAUCUGCCGAGGACGAGUUGAUGAUGCGAGACCACCUCACUGAGGGCGACGUCAUUUCCGCUGAAGUGCAGUCUCUCUUUAGCGAUGGCACCCUCUCCCUUCACACGCGCUCGCUCAAGUACGGCAAGCUUCACUACGGAUCGUUCAUGAGCGUUCCAUCAGCGCUUAUCAAACGGUGCAAAAACCACUUUCACGAUCUGCCUUGCGGUGUGACCAUGAUUCUUGGCUUGAACGGAUACAUCUGGCUGUCCGAGACGCGGGCGACUGCGCAAAUGCAACUGAAUCCGAAUGACGAGAUUGAAGAGACCUCCUUCCAGAUUACCUCCAUUAACGCCCGAAGCAAUAUUGCGCGCAUUCGCAACUGCAUCAAUGCUUUGGCAUCGCGACACAUGCCCAUUUACGACUCGACUGUCGUCUAUGCUUACGACGCCUCGCUCGAGUUUGACGUCAAGGCCCUUUUGCAGCCCGAAGCCAUUGAUAAAAUUACAGCGCAUGCGCGGGCACUCGCUGAUCCCGGCGCCAUGUGAACAGUAGCGUUCGCUUUGGUUUUUAUAAGUUAUUGUUAACGCUCCUUUUUCUUCUAUUUUUGCUGUGGUUGGAGAACUCUCCUCUACAUUACCUUGUUAAUCAUCCUGUUAAUACAACUCAUAGUGCUUUCA
Messenger RNA from Capsaspora owczarzaki ATCC 30864, 1123 nucleotides. Its product is annotated as exosome complex exonuclease RRP4. Gene Ontology annotation, biological process: exonucleolytic trimming to generate mature 3'-end of 5.8S rRNA from tricistronic rRNA transcript (SSU-rRNA, 5.8S rRNA, LSU-rRNA); nuclear polyadenylation-dependent rRNA catabolic process; CUT catabolic process. Lineage: Eukaryota; Filasterea; Ministeriida; Capsasporidae. The coding region runs from base 26 to 991 and encodes 321 amino acids. The record is from RefSeq and is a predicted model, not a curated record. The transcript is spliced from 6 exons. Gene Ontology annotation, cellular component: nuclear exosome (RNase complex); cytoplasmic exosome (RNase complex). Gene Ontology annotation, molecular function: RNA binding.